Molecule: messenger RNA, 4491 nt
Organism: Ochotona curzoniae (black-lipped pika)
Lineage: Eukaryota; Metazoa; Chordata; Mammalia; Lagomorpha; Ochotonidae
Gene: CSTF2
Product: cleavage stimulation factor subunit 2
Exons: 15
Coding region: 27-1817 (596 amino acids)
Biological process (GO): mRNA 3'-end processing
Cellular component (GO): mRNA cleavage and polyadenylation specificity factor complex
Molecular function (GO): mRNA binding
Source: RefSeq, a predicted model, not a curated record
GCACCGGAAGACGCCGGAGUAGAGCGAUGGCGGGUUUGGCUGUUAGAGACCCAGCGGUGGAUCGUUCUCUACGUUCAGUAUUUGUGGGAAACAUUCCUUACGAAGCUACCGAAGAACAGUUAAAGGACAUCUUUUCUGAGGUUGGGCCUGUUGUUAGUUUCAGAUUGGUAUAUGAUAGGGAGACAGGAAAACCAAAGGGAUAUGGCUUCUGUGAAUAUCAAGACCAAGAGACAGCACUUAGUGCCAUGCGGAACCUGAAUGGGCGUGAGUUCAGUGGAAGAGCACUUCGAGUGGACAAUGCGGCCAGUGAAAAGAACAAAGAAGAGCUGAAGAGCCUUGGCACUGGUGCCCCAGUCAUUGAGUCACCUUAUGGAGAGACCAUCAGUCCUGAGGAUGCCCCUGAGUCAAUUAGCAAAGCAGUUGCCAGUCUUCCACCAGAGCAAAUGUUUGAACUGAUGAAACAAAUGAAGCUCUGUGUCCAGAAUAGUCCUCAGGAAGCACGGAACAUGCUACUUCAGAACCCUCAGCUGGCUUAUGCUCUGCUGCAAGCACAGGUAGUGAUGAGAAUUGUUGAUCCAGAGAUUGCCCUGAAAAUUCUGCAUCGCCAAACAAAUAUUCCAACACUGAUUACAGGCAACCCCCAGCCAGUCCAUGCUGCUGGGCCUGGCUCAGCACCCGGUGUGCCAAUGAACCAGCAGAAUCCUCAGGCUCCUCAGGCCCAGGCUUUGGGUGGAAUGCAUGUCAAUGGUGCACCUCCUCUUAUGCAAGCCUCUAUGCAAGGUGGUGUUCCAGCACCAGGGCAGAUGCCGGCUGCUGUCACAGGACCUGGCCCUGGUCCCUUAGCUCCUGGAGGGGGAAUGCAGACCCAGGUUGGGAUGCCAGGAGGUGGACCGGUGCCCAUGGAACGAGGACAAGGAACCCUACAGCACUCGCCCGUGGGACCCGCCGGGCCUGCAUCAAUUGAGCGAGUUCAAGUGCCGAUGCAAGACCCCAGAGCAGCUCUGCAGCGAGGAUCUUUGCCUGCCAAUGUUCCAACUCCUCGAGGUCUUUUAGGAGAUGCCCCGAAUGACCCACGAGGAGGCACUUUACUUUCUGUCACUGGAGACGUAGAGCCUAGAGGUUACCUGGGACCACCUCAUCAGGGUCCACCCAUGCACCAUGUCCCUGGCCAUGAAAGCCGUGGACCACCCCCACAUGAGAUGAGGGGAGGGCCUCUAGCUGAGCCUAGACCUCUAAUGGCCGAGCCAAGAGGACCUAUGCUAGAUCAGAGGGGUCCACCAUUGGAUGGCAGAGGUGGACGAGAUCCACGAGGAAUGGAUGCACGAAGUAUGGAGGCUCGAGCCAUGGAGGCAAGAGGAUUAGAUGCCAGAGCAAUGGAAGCCCGUGCUAUGGAGGCUCGUGCCAUGGAGGCUCGCGCUAUGGAGGCCCGUGCCAUGGAGGCCCGUGCCAUGGAAGUCAGGGGGAUGGAGCCCAGAGGCAUGGAUCCCAGAGGCCCAGUGCCUGGUCCUAGAGGACCUCUACCUGGUGGAAUCCAAGGUCCCAAUCCAAUGAAUAUGGCAGUUGGCCCUCAGGGAGGUAGACAGGUCCCAGUCAUGCAGGGAGCAGGGUUGCAAGGAGGAAGUCUGCAGGGUGGAAGCCAGCCUGGUGCCUUUAGUCCUGGGCAGAACCAAGUCACUCCACAGGAUCAUGAGAAGGCUGCUUUGAUCAUGCAGGUUCUUCAGCUGACUGCAGACCAGAUUGCCAUGCUGCCUCCGGAGCAAAGGCAGAGCAUCCUAAUUUUGAAGGAACAAAUCCAGAAAUCCACUGGAGCGCCUUAAAAGGGUUUCAAAGCUACCUGGCAACAUAAUCUGGAAAUUACUUCCCUACUUUGUUGAAAUGUUGCAAAAAAGAUGGCUUCAGUAUCCUAAUUCUUGACUGACUUGUUGGUGCCAGGUGGAGGAUUUCCAUCACCUUCUCUCAGAAAAAAAACAAACUGUUCCAUUUUGUUGUCUCAGUUUGUAAAUUUUCUGUGACUUGAAAUAAACUAUCAACACCAUUUUAGUACACUGCAGAUUGAUACACAUGACCUUUUGGGGGGUUUAAACAGCUCAACACCAAGGGUAAAACCUUAGAUGUGUUUUCUACCCUUCCUUCAGCAUUGUAAUUUGAGAUUAUAUUGUCACUCGCUCUUUAGAUUAACCAUUCAUUCUUCUUGAUAAUACUUGAGAAUUUCUUAGAAGCAAGGCUUUCUUGAAUUUAUUAGUAUUUGCUUAAUUUGCUUCCAACAAGAAUAAUAAGCCUUCUGCCUUUGGAAACUUUGUCAAACUUACAAGUCUUCUGGGAGAAAAUAGCACAUGCUUAGAGCUGUAAAACGAUUACAAGGCCAGCAAAGCGAAGAGUCUAGCACAGCAAUGUGUUUACAAAAAUCAAAAUAUCUAAAUGCAUUUUUUUGUCAAUAGCAGAUCUGAACAUGCAUAGUUCAGAAUUAAAACAAAGGUUGUGUUGGCACUGGUCUGAGUGUAUCAAUAGAGGACACUGUUGAAAUUCUCUCAUUGUAUAACUUCAGUAUGGCAGUCAACUUCUAAAGUUGAAAAACUCAACUAACUUUCACAUGUUUGAGGUUAAAAAAACAGUCAAGUGAGCAAAAUAUGUUUCAUCCUAUCUUUCAGGAAAUCACUAACCUGCUGCCCUAUGUUAUAAGCCAGAUUUAUUCUGGGAAUUUAAGCAGAAAGCCUAAAACUUUUGCAUUAUUCUCAAGAAGACCAAAUGUAGAGAACAAGUAUUCAGGUUGCCUGUUAGGUCUGCCCUUGCUUCUUACCUUGCAGAUAUUUCUGAAUAUAAUCAGUGCUCUAACAUGGGGUCCUCUGCCUAUUCUCUCUCAUAGUGGCAUUAAGGAGAAACAUAGUUUCUCUCCAUCAGGCCAACCUCAAGAGGUUAUAAGUUGCCUUAAUCCUUAGUGAAGUUCUAUUGGAACUACUUUUGAUUCUAUUUGUAUUCUCGGAAUCCUUCCCACAGGGCUAGGAUUAUGGUCAGGUGUAUUAAAAGCCUGUGUAGACUUAGAGAAUGUAAUAGCAUAUUGCUUUACAUGUCAAGCAGCAGAAUGCAAAGAUAAUCAGCCUGAUAGACAUUGAAAUGGAGGGAUUUUCUAUUCUGAUACAAAAUCAUUUACAAUAGAAAUGUGCUGAGUAAGCUAUUUCUUACUAACCUGGUGAAGAAAAUGUGCGGAAACAGCUGAGGAGCUUUCUGGCUAUCCUGCACAUCCCCAGUUCAGCUUGGAUGGUAGUGAUGCAUAGAGUUUAUUAUUUUCAUUAUCUUUUGUGUUUACUUCCAUGACUAUCAGAAGGACCUUCAAAUGUUAAUUUUGGCAACAUACUGAAGUGUUAGUAUAUUUAGACAGCCUUUCUCAUUAGGAACUCACAUUUCAGGGGACACUAGCAUUCCAAAUUCAAAGGCCUUCAAGAUGCGAUUAUUUGAUCAAUAAUUCUCUAACAAAAACUUCAUUUUCAAGGUUCCAUUAUAUGUUUUCUCAAAGACACAUUAACUUAAUUUAGGUAACCUGGAUUCAAGUGAACAAAUCAGAAACAGCACUAGUAUCCCAGUCUAUCCCUACAGAAGCACCUAUCACUGUCUUACUGGUGUAAUAAAACAGUUAACUACCAUGGGUCCAUGGGCUGCAUUUAUUGUGUUCAGACUAGUGACUGAAAAACCAAGCUCACUAAUCCUUCCUGAAUAGUUAGUAACAAUCAUUUGUUCAUUCUUGGCCAGUUGAUGGUAGAAAAAUUGAUGCUAUAAUGCUAAUUCACUGGGUACAUUAUUAAAGGUCUAUAGUAGGUGAACUCUGGGUACACUGAAAUGCAGAGUUUUUUCCCUUCUUUUGAGGGCCUGAGGCUUCUUUCCUCCUAGUCAUUGGUGGUGACUACUAAUAUCCCAGAGUGCACAUGUGCUAAUUGUGGGCUAAGGUUAGAUAGAUGACAGAAAUAGAAAGCAUAAGAAGAACAAAUUUUGCUGAUGUCAUUUGAUGAAGCCAAAAAAAAAAAAGCUAUUGAAAUUGUAAAGUCUUUAUUUUUAAACUAGACAUUAAUAAAUCCUUUUAAUAAAAACAGUGAUAAAGAGCCUUUGUGUUGAACAAAUAAGUCAUCCCAAAAUGGAGUUUAAGGUUUUUUUUUUUUUUUUUUUGGUUAUUUUCAGCAGAAUAAUAGAAACUGACAGAAUAGCUCACUUUUCAAUUAUAAUGGAAUUUCAAUUAUAAUUUACAUACUUUCAAGAAUUUCUUUUCCAAAUGGAAAGCCCAAAAUAUAACAAAAGAUUGAUUCACUAAGCAAAGAAGAAAAUCCUUCAGUUUUUGACAAGCAGGAUUAAAGCAUAAAUUGCUGUUCACACUGGAUAAGAUUAUGUUUAAUGUAACAGAGUAUGUGCAGUUGAUAUUAUGUGGGGUUAGAGUUCUUGAUAAUUUUAUGCUCAUUGUUUAUUUAUGUUUAUGUUUUGUCAUUCAAUAAAUUUUUAUUUAAAAAG